This is a messenger RNA of Carlito syrichta (Philippine tarsier), 1001 nucleotides long. It is a transcript of the gene CAPSL, whose product is annotated as calcyphosine like. The coding region runs from base 126 to 752 and encodes 208 amino acids. The transcript is spliced from 5 exons. NCBI's taxonomy places the organism in Eukaryota, Metazoa, Chordata, Mammalia, Primates, Tarsiidae. Gene Ontology annotation, molecular function: calcium ion binding. The record is from RefSeq and is a predicted model, not a curated record.
GAGAAAAGGCAGAACCAGAAUAGGGAUUGAUAGUGAGCUGAGCCAAUUCAAGCUGUGAAUUUGCAGCAGUGAUUCCAAGCCAUCCAAUUAGCACCAAUUAGCACAAGGACCUCUAAGGAAGACAGAUGGCUGGGACAGCACGUCAUGACAGAGAGAUGGCGAUCCAGGCCAAGAAAAGACUCACUACAGCCACCGACCCUAUAGAAAGGCUCCGACUGCAGUGCCUGGCCCGGGGCUCUGCAGGCAUCAAGGGACUUGGCAGAGUGUUUCGAAUUAUGGAUGACAAUAACAACCGAAGCCUUGAUUUCAAAGAAUUUGUGAAAGGAUUAAAUGAUUAUGCUGUAGUCAUGGAAAAGGAAGAGGCAGAAGAGCUAUUCCGGAGGUUUGAUAAAGAUGGCAAUGGAACAAUAGACUUCAAUGAAUUUCUGCUCACAUUAAGACCUCCAAUGUCCAGAGCCAGGAAAGAGGUUAUUAUGCAAGCUUUUAGAAAGUUAGACAAGACUGGAGAUGGCGUGAUAACAAUUGAAGAUCUUCGUGAGGUGUACAAUGCAAAACACCAUCCAAAGUACCAAAAUGGGGAAUGGACUGAAGAACAAGUUUUCAGGAAAUUUCUGGAUAAUUUUGAUUCACCCUAUGAUAAAGAUGGAUUGGUGACCCCUGAGGAGUUCAUGAACUACUAUGCAGGCGUGAGUGCGUCAAUUGACACCGACGUGUACUUCAUCAUCAUGAUGAGAACUGCCUGGAAGCUCUAAGUGUGUGACUUGGGGACCCCUGGGGAAAGCCACAUAGCUCCAAAUGAUUAAACCUCAGCUUAAAAACCAGGAUCAUAUUUGAUUUCAUGUUCAUCCUUGUGUUUCUUCCGUGUCAACACACUGCAUUUUUUUCUAGGGCUUGAAACCAGGCAGAAAUAAAGAUGUUAAGUAGUCAACUGUGGGCUUGUCUUCUCUGAGGCUGUUUCCUCCUUUGCUCUAAAACAGGAUUUAAAGUAGGAGAUCUGUAAA